AUGGCACAGUCAUAUGCUGAUGCAGUUAAGAAGAGUAUUGACGAAGGAGAUAGAACAGAAAAUAUGGAAGCAGAUUUGGUUACUGACAAAGAUCGCGCCAACAGUCGUUCCCGAAGUGUUCAACCAUUUCAAGUUGAUUUUGAUGAUCAAAAGAUGGAAAAUCAUGACGCUACAUUACUCGGCUCUAAACCUGAAAUUCAAGACGAACCACAUAAAAAGGCGCGAGGACAGGGAGGUGGCAAAGUUUCAAGAAGAACAAUUGCCCUAAGUGUUGCUGUUGAUAUUGCCCUUGCUGGCAUUCUUGUGCGCUGGGUAUUUAAAAGGCCUUCUAUCAAUAAAAUUAAUGCGGGAUUAGGUGCUAUUGGGCUGUCAUGCUUUUACGGAUUUCAGUGUAAAGUUUUCACGAUAGGGAAAAGAAAACGGAAAUCGAAAGAAAAAAGUAACGGCGAAAUGUCUCAAAUGCCAGAAGGAGAUGAUGAUUAUGGCUAUGAUCCAAUGAAUAUGGACGAAUACGAUGAUGGACAACUUGAUGGUACUGCCGGACCUUCGUAUAAUCCUCAGUCAAGUUACGGUAUAAGAGAAGCUGGCGGCUAUGAUGAAGGUUUCUUCUCGGGGCCCGUACAUCAGCAGCAUCAUAAAGGUGGUCAUCAUCACAGGCAAAACCAGCAAAGUGAUAAAACUGUUGACCAGGAUUUCUUUAAUGAUUUUCCUGAUGAUUUCGAUGACGAAGAUUUGAAAUAA
Messenger RNA from Dentiscutata erythropus, 741 nucleotides. Lineage: Eukaryota; Fungi; Glomeromycota; Glomeromycetes; Diversisporales; Gigasporaceae. The record is from the annotation of a GenBank genome assembly.